This is a messenger RNA of Onychostruthus taczanowskii (white-rumped snowfinch), 1252 nucleotides long. RefSeq lists its product as uncharacterized. The coding region runs from base 156 to 1133 and encodes 325 amino acids. The record is from RefSeq and is a predicted model, not a curated record. The transcript has 2 exons. NCBI's taxonomy places the organism in Eukaryota, Metazoa, Chordata, Aves, Passeriformes, Passeridae.
GGGGGGGGCAGCAGGCGGCACGGGGAGGGCGGGUUGGGACGGGGCUGCCUUGGAAUGGCGUAGGGCGGGUGUUGGAGGCAGCUUGGAGGUGACCUGGAAAGGGCGGAGGGCCCCCGGAGUGAUUUUGUGUCCUCAGGAACCGUUGUGCUGCGGGGAUGGCGAGGGAACGGCGGGUACUGACCCAUUUUGGGCUGGAGGGGUGGUGUUUUUUAUCCCGGUAUUUCCACAUUUAUCUCUUCAAUGUGGUCUGCCGCGGGAGGGGGAGGAGCGGGAGCUCCGCUUCCCUCCCCCACUCCCCCCCCCCCCCCCCCCCCCCCGAUUCCAUUACUUUUGAGACGGCGGAGGGCUCGAGGAGGCGCAGCGCCCAUCUUACCUCGCUGGGGGGCGGCCUGGGGCGGUGCCGGGGCAUAGCGGGUGCUGCAGUGACCGGGGGUGGAGAACGGCCACGUGUGGGAUGCGGAGGGGAUGGCUCCGGGUUGGGGGGGGGAUCGGUGUCGCAAGGGGCUGGGGCUGCGCUGGCACACGCGGCCCGCCCGCCGGGGACUCCAUUUCCCGGCAGCCCCCGGACGCGCCCCUCCCCCGCGCUCACGUUGCGCGGGCGGCGCGGGGCACGCUGGGACUUGGAGUCCCUGGCCACGUGGUGCGGGGGACACCAAGCGGCGGAGGCGGGGAGUGCAGCCGGGGGGCGCUGCGGGGCCACGUGGGAGAACGGGGCUGGGAUUGCGGUGGGAUUCCAGGCUCAUCCGGGGCUGGGAUUGCGGUGGGAUUCCAGGCUCAUCCUGGGCUGGGAUUGCGGUGGGAUUCCAGGCUCAUCCGGGGCUGGGAUUGCGGUGGGAUUCCAGGCUCAUCCUGGGCUGGGAUUGCAGUGGGAUUCCAGGCUCAUCCGGGGCUGGGAUUGCGGUGGGAUUCCAGGCUCAUCCGGGGCUGGGAUUGCAGUGGGAUUCCAGGCUCAUCCUGGGCUGGGAUUGCAGUGGGAUUCCAGGCUCAUCCGGGGCUGGGAUUGCAGUGGGAUUCCAGGCUCAUCCGGGGCUGGGAUUCCAGGUUCAUCCUGGGAUUCAUCCACAGCGGUUUGGGCGGGAAGGGAUCCAGUUGCAACCCUUUACAGCGGGACACAUUUCACUAGAGCAGGCUGAUCCCAGCCCCACCAGCCUGCCCGUGAACAUUUAAAUAAAGAAAUUACCACAAUUUUUCCGGUCAAGCUGUAUCUUCUUCACUUUUAACUAAAUUAUUCGUGUUUUUCUUUUUUUUUUUU